This is a messenger RNA of Ixodes scapularis (black-legged tick), 1344 nucleotides long. Its product is annotated as endothelin-converting enzyme 1-like. Gene Ontology annotation, molecular function: metalloendopeptidase activity. The record is from RefSeq and is a predicted model, not a curated record. NCBI's taxonomy places the organism in Eukaryota, Metazoa, Arthropoda, Arachnida, Ixodida, Ixodidae. The transcript has a single exon. Gene Ontology annotation, cellular component: plasma membrane. Gene Ontology annotation, biological process: protein processing. The coding region runs from base 136 to 1344 and encodes 402 amino acids.
CCGCGUCCCGACUUUGACCUUCAGUAUUUGACCAUCAAGGAUCUAGACGACAUCGUGGGCCCAUACCUCACUUCAACGGAGUGGCUAGAUGUCGUAAACAAACACCUACCUAUUGAACUGGAGCCACAUGACGAGAUGUUCGUUAUGAACCAUCGUCUGCUCACGCUGGUCGGCCACUUGAUUAGCAGGAAGAAGGACAUGGACGCUUUGCUGCCGUACAUCUCUUGGCAUCUGGCACGUCACAUUGCGCCUAUGACCUCCUAUUCUCUCUCCCGUGCCCAGUUUGCGGAUGACAGUGGGGUUGGCUACGCCACACUAGGAUACAUGCUAGGACGCUGCUAUGUCGACACAGACGCCAAUAUGCCCUUCGCGUUCGCGCACCUUUUCACCAAGCGCUGGCUUCCCCACAGAGUGAUCGACAACGCGACCAGACUGGUCGAUCACAUUCGCAAGGUAGCCAAUGAAACCAUGGUCACCUCAACGUGCAUGGACUCCGCGACCAAGAGAAGCGCCCUUGAUAAAUUGCACACGUUGCGGGCCGUCGUCGGGUACCCGCCAGAACUGAAUUCAAUUAGGGCGCUCAAGCGCCACUACCGGUACGCUCCAAGACUCGACGGAACGUACUUUCACAUGGUGCUCACGCUACGUGCCGCCGAGCUUUCUUACAAAAAGAGAUUCCUCCGAAAGAACGGCUCUCGCGUCGUAUCGGACCUGGUGAACGUACCCCUCACCCUGGUGAACGCGUUUUACGUUCCCGUAUACCACGUCAUGGUGAUCCCGGCAGCCAUCUUGUACCCGCCCUUCUACGUGGACGGCUAUCCGUAUUCCUAUAACUUCGGUAGCAUCGGGCACGUGGUGGGGCACGAGAUAACGCACGCGUUCGACCCAGACAUGGGCCUCUUUAACCGCGAUGGCGUCCGUCGUAACUGGUGGACUGCCGAGUCUCGCGUCCUCUUCGAACGCCGCCUGGACUGCCUCCGGGAGCUCUACAAUCCGCUGCCCUGGGGCGGAGGCGUCAACUUCGGCGACCACGCGCUCUCCGAGAACUUCGCCGACUGCGGCGGCAUACUGAAGGUGUAUCAGGCGUUUCAUGGGACGAAGACCAACAAGAAGCAGCCACGACCACUCGGAGGAAGCUUGGCGAGAUUCACGGAUGAGCAGCUUUUCUUCAUCAGCAGCUGCUUCAAGUGGUGCUCCAACAACGAGAAACAGACUCCCGGUUGGUACUCCCCUCCGCGUAUGCGCUGCAACGUGCCACUUAUGAACAUGCCGCAGUUCUCGGAGGCCUUUCGUUGUGGUGCCGGGAAGGCUAUGAACCCCUCCCAAAGAUGCGACUUUAUGUGA